AGUGAAGAACCAACUUCGAUUUCAUCGAAACAACACCACACACAUUUGCAUAUUUUGUAUUCCGUAAUAUAUAAGAAUGUAUAUAUAUAUACAUACAACUCUCUUUCUCUCUCUCACUUCUGUUCUGUCCUAACCCUUCUCUUGAAAAAACCUCGCAGAUAGUCCCGAGGAAAGCCGAGCCUCGGCGAAGAGUUUCAACUCGCUCAACUUUCAGGCACCACAAAGAUUCUAUUAUUCUUAUUUGGUAAAAGUUAACGUACUGGAAAAUGGCAGCAACUGCAACUCCUGCCAUGCACAUAACAACAAAUCCCUGCAUUUAUUCUUCUCGUGAAGUUUAUAAGUCAGGCAAUGCAAUUUUUAGUACCAAUAGUAAAAAGGCAUCUUGGAUGAGGCUUGCAAGCACUUCUCGCAUAUCAUCAACGCAGCCAUUUUUCCAGAGUUUCAUGUCCACUGCUGUAAAACUUGAAAAAGUUGUUACAAAAGCAUUAUCUGAAUCAAGUGACAGCAAACCUGUCUCCGGAUUGCCAAUUGAUUUGAGAGGUAAAAGGGCAUUUAUUGCUGGUAUAGCUGAUGAUAAUGGAUAUGGAUGGGCGAUAGCAAAAUCUCUUGCUGCUGCAGGUGCUGAGAUUCUCGUUGGUACAUGGGUGCCUGCACUGAACAUUUUUGAGACCAGUUUACGACGUGGGAAAUUUGAUGAAUCACGCAUGUUGCCAGAUGGUUCUUUGAUGGAGAUUACAAAAGUGUAUCCACUGGAUGCAGUUUAUGACUGUCCUGAGGAUGUACCUGAAGAUGUAAAAACAAACAAACGCUAUUCAGGGUCAUCAAAUUGGACUGUUCAGGAAGUUGUCGAAUCUGUGAAACAGGACUUUGGCAGCAUUGACAUCCUUGUGCACUCACUUGCCAAUGGACCAGAGGUCAGUAAACCUCUGUUGGAGACAUCAAGAUACGGAUAUCUUACCGCUGUGUCUGCAUCUAGUUAUUCCUUCAUUUCUUUACUCAGGCAUUUCAUUCCAAUAAUGAAUCCAGGUGGUGCUUCAAUUUCUCUGACAUACAUUGCUUCUGAAAGGAUCAUUCCAGGAUAUGGUGGAGGAAUGAGUUCAGCAAAGGCUGCUCUAGAGAGUGACACAAGAGUGCUGGCUUUUGAAGCUGGAAGAAAACACAAAAUCAGAGUCAACACAAUAUCUGCAGGUCCACUAAGAAGUCGUGCUGCAAAAGCUAUUGGUUUUAUUGAUAUGAUGAUUGACUACUCACUGGAAAAUGCACCCUUGCAGAAAGAACUAUCUGCAGAGGAGGUGGGGAACAUUGCUGCCUUCCUUGCAUCGCCAUUGGCUUCUGCAAUUACCGGUGCUGUUGUGUAUGUGGACAAUGGUCUGAAUGCAAUGGGAGUGGGGGUCGACAGCCCAGUAUUUUCAGAUCUUGACAUUCCAAAGAACCACUAGAAAGGUAGUGAUACAAGUUUUGUGUCAAAUGGCUUCUAUUGCAAAAAAAAACAAAUGUAGUCUUCACCCCUUUAUCAUAUCAUUGACUGUAUUGUUGAGAAUAGCUGCAUCGGCAUUCCAAUUUGUUGCGACGGCAGUCUGCUUAUUCUUGUAAGAAUAAUAUGGAUAAUUUGCCUUUAUGUGUGUCUAAUAAUAGUGUUUGUUAUCUA
Messenger RNA from Cornus florida, 1648 nucleotides. RefSeq names its product enoyl-[acyl-carrier-protein] reductase [NADH], chloroplastic-like. NCBI's taxonomy places the organism in Eukaryota, Viridiplantae, Streptophyta, Magnoliopsida, Cornales, Cornaceae. Gene Ontology annotation, molecular function: enoyl-[acyl-carrier-protein] reductase (NADH) activity. The transcript is spliced from 13 exons. The record is from RefSeq and is a predicted model, not a curated record. Bases 267 to 1439 code for a protein of 390 amino acids. Gene Ontology annotation, biological process: fatty acid biosynthetic process.